Molecule: messenger RNA, 510 nt
Organism: Ostertagia ostertagi
Lineage: Eukaryota; Metazoa; Nematoda; Chromadorea; Rhabditida; Trichostrongylidae
Source: the annotation of a GenBank genome assembly
GGUAACGUAGUAAAUCACAAAACUGAUUUGUUUUUUUCCAGAAAUGAUGGGAAGAAAGAAGAUGAAGCGUUCACCUGGCUCUUGAAAGAGGUUGGCAUUGAUGAUAAGAUAACGGUCAAGGAGUACAUAGAACAGUACGAUGUCAUAAGUAAAGCGUUACCUGGAGCUGAACGAUUAGUACGACAUCUCUCUAAGAAAGGUAUUCCAUUGGCAAUUUGCUCGGGAUCACGAAGCUCGACCUUUCGUACGAGGCGUGAACCUCAUAAGGAGUGGUUGGAUCUGAUACCAUUAAUGGUGUUCUGCGGUGACGAGCCGGAAAUUAAGAGAGGAAAACCACAUCCGGAUCCUUAUUUGGCGACGAUGAAUAGGUUCCCAGUAAAGCCCAAAGACCCUUCAGAUGUGCUUGUGUUUGAAGAUGCACCUAAUGGAGGUAGAGCAGCAAAGGCUGCCGGUAUGAAAUGUGUUAUGGUGCCCAGCGAGAGCAAUCGGCAAGAAGCCCUUCAAAUCGGG